AUGGAAAAGAUGGAAGAGGGAAACGCCUUUUUUUCAUACCUCUUCCUGUUCCUCCUGGUUUGCAGAGUCUACUUCACUUUUCCUACUCUAUACAGUUCACGCUGGGAAUCAAUGUUGGCAGCUACCAUACCGGUCUUUUUGGUUCCCGAAUCGGUCGAGAAUGUCCAAGGAAUUCCAUACGAGCCAACAUCGCUGCCUAGAGCGAUGCAGCAGGUCGGCCGUGUUCUACGGAUCGGUUCCAAGCAUGAAUGGAUCCGAGUAAUCCAUAUACAGCUGAACAGCGCUCUGGAUAGGCACUCGCGCCAAUCGGAUACCGUAUCAAUACGGACCUCUUUGGCCAUAAAUGCUACGAAGAGCGAUGUGGCCGAUGGUGAUAAUGCUGAUGCAUCAUUCCGUAUCGGCCACAUCGUAGCGAUCGACGGCGACUUCGUCAACACUACCGAAGAGGAGCUUAUUGAGCUAAACCUACCAGGUCUUACUGAAGGUAUCAUGGCCGCGAUGAUCGCCAACGCAGAGCUCAACGGCAGUACCGCCCUUACUCCAUCGGAGCUGCAGGUCAGUGUAAGGAAGGGUAGAGACUUCAUCUCUUCUAGAUGCCUCUUUCUAUCAUUACUCGGCAUCAAGAAGCAUAGGUCGAGAAUUGAUGUGAUAGCUUUCGUGUAG
Aureobasidium subglaciale EXF-2481 is the source of this 663-nucleotide messenger RNA. RefSeq lists its product as uncharacterized. NCBI's taxonomy places the organism in Eukaryota, Fungi, Ascomycota, Dothideomycetes, Dothideales, Saccotheciaceae. The record is from RefSeq and is a predicted model, not a curated record. Bases 1 to 663 code for a protein of 220 amino acids. The transcript has 4 exons.